Messenger RNA from Sarcophilus harrisii (Tasmanian devil), 849 nucleotides. Its product is annotated as translation initiation factor IF-2-like. The transcript has 4 exons. NCBI's taxonomy places the organism in Eukaryota, Metazoa, Chordata, Mammalia, Dasyuromorphia, Dasyuridae. Bases 1 to 849 code for a protein of 282 amino acids. The record is from RefSeq and is a predicted model, not a curated record.
AUGGCGCCAUCUCCAGUGCCCCUGGCCCUCCUGGGCGGCUCUCCGGGAGCCCCUCCUCCCAGCUCCGCCCACUUUGUUCCAGUCUCCCCAGUUCGCCCUGGCUCCCGCGAGGCUUCUUCCAACCCAGCCACGCCACUCUUUUUUUCUGUCCAGGCCCCACCCCCUUCUUCAGGCCCCUCCCUCCGCCGCUUCUGCGCCUGCGGCCUGGAGCUCCGGGGCGCGCGGACGGGCGGGGCGGGGCAGGGCGGAGCGCGCGCGGGGGCGCGGACGCGGGGGCGCGCGCCGCCGCUCCCUGCUUCCCCUGCGAGGCUCGGUCUCGGCGGCUCCGGCUCCGGCUCCGGCGGCCCCGGGCGGGCCGCACCAUGCCCCGCGGCGGAGGAGGCGGAGGAGGAGGCGGGAGCGAGAGCGGACUCGGCAUCGGGCCUCCGGGGAGGCGCUAAGCGGGCUCCGGGGCCAUGGGGGAUGGAGCGGCCGCGGCCCGGCCCGGCCCCGGCCCCGAUCCCGAGCCCUGCCCCGCGGGGCCCUGAGCGCCGAGCGCAGCUGGGCCGGCAGGACCAAUGCCCAGGCCGAGCUGGGCAGCCAGAAGAUGAGCAGGCUGCUGGGGGGGACCCUGGAGCGGAUCUGCAAGGCCGUGCUGCUCCUCUGUCUGGCCCCUGGGCCCCCCAUCCUCUCUUUGGCGCUAUGCCCCACCCUCCCUUCAGUGCCAUGCCCGGGCCAACCCGACCCUUUCCGCCCCGGGCGGGCCGGGCCCCCCCCCCCCAGGCCGGCCCCCCUGGAGGCUCCCCCGGGGGGCCCAUUCGGUUACCACGUUGCCCCUGCCCCCGUGCCCUGACGUGCCACCUGGGUUAG